Westerdykella ornata is the source of this 472-nucleotide messenger RNA. RefSeq lists its product as uncharacterized. The transcript has a single exon. Lineage: Eukaryota; Fungi; Ascomycota; Dothideomycetes; Pleosporales; Sporormiaceae. Bases 89 to 370 code for a protein of 93 amino acids. The record is from RefSeq and is a predicted model, not a curated record.
GGAGCGUUUUGAGAUGGAGAUCUAAUAUCAAGUCUUGCGACAGCUUGUUUGGAGGUAACCGCCAUGGCAGUGGAGCCAAUCAAUAGGAAUGAUACCCCUUAUAGAGAUCUACUACAGAAUCUACCGGUACUUUACAAACGGGCCCACCUUGCCGCCUAUGCAGGUACAGGGGGACUCAGGGGACUACCGCGGAAUUCAACAGCAAGCGAGCCAUGCACACAAAUGCGUAAGAACAGCGAAUAUUGAAACCAGUACUCCGUAUGCAUACUCAUUCUCCAUCUCGCCCCUAUAUUACAUACAAUCCAUCAUAUUAUGUGUGGGCAUGUGUGCAAGUAUUCUUCAAUCCAGGAUGAUAAGACAUCAAUUGUGACUCUCGUCUCUAUCAAAAGCAUGCCCGAUUCCCAAGCCGGAUCAAUAAAAGCACCAUCGCUCCCAAAUGAUCAAAUGGACCAAAACACGGUCUAGUGCACUC